This is a messenger RNA of Trichechus manatus latirostris (Florida manatee), 1415 nucleotides long. It is a transcript of the gene TK2, whose product is annotated as thymidine kinase 2. NCBI's taxonomy places the organism in Eukaryota, Metazoa, Chordata, Mammalia, Sirenia, Trichechidae. The transcript is spliced from 10 exons. Gene Ontology annotation, biological process: nucleobase-containing compound metabolic process. The coding region runs from base 98 to 898 and encodes 266 amino acids. The record is from RefSeq and is a predicted model, not a curated record. Gene Ontology annotation, cellular component: cytoplasm. Gene Ontology annotation, molecular function: deoxynucleoside kinase activity; ATP binding.
ACCGGGGCGGCGCGCAGAGGCCCGGCUAGCGCCAGGCCGCGUUUUCCCUGACUCGCCCAGGAAGGAAACCCGGCCCGCCGGAUCUGCCCGGGCCACGAUGCUGCGGCCGCUGCAGAGCUGGGCUGCUCGGGCGGUACGCAGCGUGUGGCCAUCUAGCCCCGGGAGUCCCGCCCCGGGACCCGGGCCGCGCGGGGCGCAGCGCCGGGCCGGGCCUCCGGGUAAAGAUAGAGAAAAUGAAAAAGAGAAAAAAUCAGUGAUCUGUGUUGAGGGCAAUAUUGCAAGUGGGAAGACCACAUGCCUGGAGUUCUUCUCCAGCACCACAGACCUAGAGGUGUUGACAGAGCCUGUGCCCAAGUGGAGAAAUGUCCGUGGCCAUAAUCCUCUGGGUCUGAUGUACAGCGACCCCUCUAGAUGGGGCCUCACACUGCAGACAUAUGUGCAGCUCACCAUGCUGGACCAGCACACUCGUCCUCAGACGUCACCUGUACGGUUGAUGGAGAGGUCGAUUCACAGCGCAAGAUACGUUUUUGUAGAAAACCUGUAUAGAAGUGGGAAGAUGCCUGAAGUGGACUAUGUGGUUUUGUCAGAAUGGUUUGACUGGAUUGUGAGGAACAUCGACGUGUCUGUGGACUUGAUAGUUUAUCUCCGGACCACUCCUGAGACCUGUUACCAGAGGUUAAAGAUGAGAUGCAGGGAAGAGGAGAAGGUCAUCCCACUGGAAUACCUGGAUGCCAUUCACCAGCUCUAUGAGGAGUGGUUCCUCAAAGGAAGCCCCUUCCCUGUGGCGGCCCCUGUCCUGGUGAUUGAGGCUGAUCAUGACAGGCAGAAAAUGUUAGAACUCUUUGAACAAAACCGGGACCGAAUCUUAAUGCCAAUGAAUCAGAAGCUUGGUCUGUAGGAUGGGACAGGACCACAGGAACAUGCCAGAAAAAUGCCUGCAGCUGCCAAGUUAGCUAUUAGGAGCAAUUUGGAAAAAUCUACUCUUGGGAGGACUGUAUGUCUGGCCAGAUUUAUUUGCCUAAUGGCCUUUUCUCCAUUGCCAGCAUCUUCGUCUGGGGUCUCUGGCCCUCGUGGUCAAUGACACAUGGGACCAAGGGGUUUGUUGUGCCUUUUGGCACUUACAGCUAGUGAUGUCACUAGAAUCAGUGUCACCCAGUGUGGUAACUCAUGAUGUCAUACCCACCCAACCCCUGCCUGAGGUAGGCGAGGCCAGCCAGCAAACUCCCCCCAUAAUAGGCAGAGUGGCCGUGCCCUGCCCCACCCCCAUGCAGGGCCUAGUACUAUGCUGUGUGCCCCACCUCCCAUGGCAUCCCUGACGGCUCCCUGCAGCUCCUACCCUCUCCCAUUGGCCAAGGUGGAGACCCUCCUCUCUACCCAAUGGUGGGCAUCAUGGCCCACCUGCCUGCACCCUGACU